AUGGAAGACGGCGUUUUCAGGAAUUAUCUUUAUCACGUCGCCUCCACCGGUGGCCCUGUCAGGCAUAAUCGAGAUACUAUACGAAUGACUAGCCGACGUGAUGGCACUCGCACCUGGGCUAAGGCUGUGAACCCUCCAGAGAAAUCACCGGUCAUAUUUAUUCACGGUUUGCUCUGCUCAAGCUUGAACUGGGUCAAGCAGCACAAGCAGCUGCUGGACAACAUAUACAUGAUAAAGUAUGAGGGUAGGGGCAAACAAUACUUCAUGAAUGUUCGCUUCCUUAAUACCCGCGUGCACGGCGGUCGUAGUAGUAAUCAGUCAGGAUUAGAGAGGGGUACAUUUCUGCAAGACAGAGGAUCUUCACUCCAUAUGCACCAAUUUAAGUUGUCGUCCCUUGGCGGCUUUACCGCACCCGACGCCUCGUCUCGCUUCGUUACAUCCCCGUUCCCUUUGAGUGGACAUCAUGUGCAAUCCCCUGGUGCUCUAUAUUACAAGAAAUUCUCAAACUAUACACUGUUACCGCCCUUCCUCUAA
This is a messenger RNA of Desarmillaria tabescens, 534 nucleotides long. RefSeq lists its product as uncharacterized. The transcript is spliced from 5 exons. The coding region runs from base 1 to 534 and encodes 177 amino acids. NCBI's taxonomy places the organism in Eukaryota, Fungi, Basidiomycota, Agaricomycetes, Agaricales, Physalacriaceae. The record is from RefSeq and is a predicted model, not a curated record.